UAGACCGGCCAACUGCCAAGUCUCAACCAAGAAGACUACAGCGAGUUAUCAACCCCUAACUUCUAGGGAGGGGCAGUGGAAACAUUACCCCAACCUUCUCCAACCCGUCAGAUGUGUACUUCGCAGGGUAUUUUCCCGACAGCGAUAACGGCUCGAGUGAAGUGGUGAUAGAACAUCCCCCUCUCGAGAAAUAUCAAGUUCUUCACACAGCCGGUGAAUAAUAUGAAAGUUAUUACAAAUAGCUAUAUCUAAGGUUAUCGCCUCUAGCCUCAGUGAAGUCUUCACCAUUAAGCUCAUCGCUCAAGACUUACACAUCCGUCUUAAAAACAACUUUCAUACUACUUACAGCUCAAGGGAGAUCUUGGCAUCCAACGCAUCUCUCUCAGGGCGAACGCACACACACACCACCACAAUGGUCGAUAUAACCGCACCCCUCCGCCCCUCACGGAAAAAGUACGCCAUCGUAGGCACCGGCGGCCGCGCGAUAUUCUUCUACACAGCCAUUGCAAAAGACUACGCCAAAACAUCGUGUAUCGUCGGCAUAUGCGACACGAACCAGACGCGCAUGAACUUCGCCAACGCGAAGCUCGAAGCCUUCGGCCACGGCGCGGUUCCCACGUUCCCCGCCGCCGACUUCGAGCGCAUGAUCCGCGAGACCCAGCCCGACGAGGUCAUCGUCACCACGAUCGACCGCACCCACAACAUCUACAUCACCAAAGCCCUCGACCUCGGCUGCAACGUCGUCACCGAGAAACCCAUGACGAUCGACGCCCCGCGCUGCCGCGCCAUCAUCGACGCCGUAGAGCGGAACCCGGGCCGCCGCGUGCGCGUCACCUUCAACUAUCGGUACGCGCCGCACAACACCAAGGUCUACGAGCUGCUGCGCUCCGGCGCCAUCGGCACCGUCACCAGCGUGCACUUCGAGUGGAUGCUGAACACCUCCCACGGCGCGGACUACUUCCGGCGCUGGCACCGGGACAAGCGCAACAGCGGCGGGCUGCUCGUGCACAAGAGCACGCACCACUUCGACCUAGUGAACUUCUGGCUGCGCACGCGGCCGCAGACCGUCUACGCCCAAGGCGACCUGAAGUUCUACGGGCGCGAGAACGCCGAGCUCCGCGGCGUCGCUCCAUCUGCGUUUUACGCGCGCGCGCACGGCAACGAAAACUCUAGACGGGACCCGUUUGCGCUGCACCUGGAAGACCACCCGCAGCUCAAAGCCAUGUAUCUCGACGCGGAGCACGAGGACGCGUAUUACCGGGACCAGAGCGUGUUCGGAGACGGGAUUAGUAUCGAGGACACGAUGAAUUUGCUCGUGCGGUACCGCAACGGCGCCGUGCUAACGUAUUCGCUGACGGCGUAUGCGCCGUGGGAGGGGUUUAGGGUGAGUUUUAACGGGACCGGGGGACGUUUGGAGAUGGAAGUUGUGGAGAAUAGUUAUGUGAACUCGGGGGGCGAUCAAGCGGCGGAAGGGUCGUUGGAAAAGCGGACGAUCACGCUGCGCAAGUUGUUUGAGAAACCGCAGGAGAUUGAGAUUUCGGAUGGUGUUGGUGCUCAUGGUGGCGGUGAUACUGUGCUUCUUAAUGACCUCUUCGGCGAGCCCACGACUGAUGAGUAUAUGCGAGCUGCGAGCCAUGUUGAUGGUGCGUUGUCCAUUCUAACCGGUAUCGCCGCGAAUCGGUCCAUUGCUACAGGACAAGUAGUCAACGUCGACGACGUAUUGAACAUACCGUGAAGGGAACGGCUAUAUAACUAAGUUAAUUAGUAUCAUAUAAUAAAUGUCUCACAAUUUAUAGACGAUUCAGAAUAGAUUUGAAGCACCUGAUAUAACAGGGAAUUAGUGAGGGUUUUGGGCCUC
This is a messenger RNA of Daldinia vernicosa, 1858 nucleotides long. RefSeq names its product NAD(P)-binding protein. The transcript has a single exon. The record is from RefSeq and is a predicted model, not a curated record. The coding region runs from base 413 to 1735 and encodes 440 amino acids. Lineage: Eukaryota; Fungi; Ascomycota; Sordariomycetes; Xylariales; Hypoxylaceae. Gene Ontology annotation, molecular function: nucleotide binding.